GAUGAAGCCGUUAAUAAAACCGCGGGCGGGGAAAACAAACGUUAACGAGAGGCGUGUUGUAAUUUGAGGGAAGGUGGAAGGGCAAAUGAGGAAACAAGAAAAGUGGUGCAUAAGACAAAUCAAAGAAGUAGUAGUAGUAGUAGAAGAAGAAAAAAAAAAAACAGCCUCAAAGAAGGAGAAGAUGAAAGAAGUGAGGAAUAGCAGAUGUUGUUGUUGAUACAAUACAACUCAUCUGUCACAAUCCAUUCUGGCGCCCUCAAAACACCCUCUAACUGAACAACCAAAGAAAAAGAAAAAGAAAAAAACUUGAGCACUCUUCCUCUUGCCAGUUUCAGAUCUCUCUGAGAAAUGAUAAUAACAAUAAUGGGGGUGUGAGAUGUGAUGUGAUGUGAAGGUGUGUAAGGUGUACACAAAAGAUGGAGUGUUGGAAUUCGGUGGACGGGGUGGUGGAGGAGAUAAUGAGGAUUCACAGAUCUCUUCCAGCACGGCCUGGGAUUGAUGAAGUUGAAGCGGCGAGAGGUUUGAUCGGGAAUGUGGAGAAGGAAGACCAGGCCAGGCUCGAAGCCAUAGCCCGGCAGAGCAAGGGCGUUGAUGUGCCAGAAGAGCUCUUCAUGGUGCUCCAAGAGAUGCAGAGGAACGUCCUUUAUUACCAGAGCAAGGAGCAGAAAAGGGAGGCCGUCAAGCUCCUCGAUCUCGACAACGUCCAUUCUCUGUUCGAUGAAUUGAUUCAGAGAGCUUCCAAGUGCGUCGCCUCUCCCUCUGCCAAAACAAGUUACUCUAACGGCUCUGCUUCCUCGGUUUCCACAAGCUUGUCCAAGAAUUCGGUUUCUAAUUCGGUUUCUGUGGGUGGUUUUGAUAAGCCGCCACUUGCCCCAACUGCUGCUGCUGCUACUACUACUACUUCUAGAAAGUUCAACGUAGAGAAAGAACGUUCUGAAUUGGUCACUCGAGAUGACAGUUAUGUGAAGAAAGCCAAAUCAUCGUUUUACUCCAAUGGGUAUGGAUUUGAGCCCACUAUCCCAUCAAAAGCUAGUAUCUUGGAUUCAUCGUUAAAACCUACAUCAACUGCAGGCCAAGAUGGGGAUAAGUUGAGUUUGAUCAAGCUUGCUAGCUUAAUUGAAGUGUCUGCGAAGAAAGGGACUCGUGAUCUCAAACUGCAGAACAAGUUAAUGGAUCAGGUUGAUUGGCUACCUGAUUCGAUAGGGAAGUUGUCCAGCUUGGUGACUCUUGAUUUGUCUGAGAAUCGGAUUAUGGCCCUACCUGCUACGAUUGGUGGGCUUUCGUCGUUGACCAGAUUGGACUUGCAUUCCAAUAGAAUCACGGAGCUUCCUGAUUCUGUUGGGAAUCUUCUUAGUCUGCUUUAUCUUGAUCUGAGGGGAAAUCAGUUAACACUAUUGCCUGCUUCUUUUAGCAGGUUGGUGCGUCUAGAGGAGCUCGAUUUGAGUUCAAAUCAGCUUUCAGCGCUUCCUGACUCUAUAGGGUCGCUUGUUAGACUAAAAAUAUUGAAUGUGGAAACAAAUGAUAUAGAGGAACUUCCACAUUCUGUUGGUAGUUGUUCUUCCCUUAGGGAGCUUCGCGUUGACUAUAACCGGCUUAAGGCCCUGCCUGAAGCCGUUGGAAAGAUUCAGAGCCUGGAGAUUUUGUCUGUGCGGUACAAUAACAUCAAACAACUACCUACAACAAUGUCAUCUCUAACAAACCUCAAGGAACUUAAUGUGAGUUUCAAUGAGCUCGAGUCGGUGCCAGAGAGCUUGUGUUUUGCCACCUCUCUUGUCAAGAUGAACAUAGGAAACAAUUUUGCUGACAUGAGAUCCUUACCGAGAUCCAUUGGGAACCUUGAAUUGCUUGAGGAAUUGGAUAUCAGCAAUAAUCAGAUACGUGUGCUUCCUGAAUCGUUUAGGAUGCUCACUCGACUACGUGUCCUGCGAGCAGAAGAGAAUCCUCUUGAAGUUCCACCAAGAGAAAUAGCUGAGAAGGGAGCACAGGCUGUUGUCCAGUACAUGGAUGAGCUUGUUGAGAAGAGGGAAAAGAAAGAUGUUAAAGCACAGCCACUAAAGCAGAAAAAGAGUUGGGCUCAGAUCUGCUUCUUUUCAAAGUCUAACAAAAGAAAGCGUGACGGGGUUGAUUAUGUGAAAACCUGAUUUCAUUCAAUGACACCAUUGUUGGCAAGCAACAGAUUCUAUGUGGAUAUGCAUUUAAAAAUAGAGACAAAUAUAUCUCUUAGUGUGCGGUCAAUAAUAUGCAGAGAUAUGGAUCGUGCAAGAAUGAAUUGACAGCCUCUGUAGGCUGUUAUAAUUUGCUUUGACUUGGCGGCACAAAUUGUAGAUUUCUUGUUCAGUAUUUUCUGAUUUUUUUCCCUGUAUAAUUUGAAUUUUCGAUUUAUUUCAUUUGUAUUUCUAUUGCUGCUUUGAAAGUAGAAAGAAGUGUACACAACCCAACAGGCAAACAGAGACGACGGAUAGUGGGGGAGAAAGAGAAACCGAAGAUGAUUAUGUACUAUGGUUAUUAUAUAUGUACAAUUGUAACUUCACUCUAUUGUUAAACGAAUUACAGUUUACCCUUUGUACCACUUCCAGAGAACGUCCUCUUUCA
This is a messenger RNA of Glycine soja, 2592 nucleotides long. RefSeq names its product plant intracellular Ras-group-related LRR protein 4-like. The transcript is spliced from 4 exons. Gene Ontology annotation, molecular function: protein binding. NCBI's taxonomy places the organism in Eukaryota, Viridiplantae, Streptophyta, Magnoliopsida, Fabales, Fabaceae. The record is from RefSeq and is a predicted model, not a curated record. The coding region runs from base 417 to 2141 and encodes 574 amino acids.